AUGAAUUAGGAAGGCAUUAUUGACAAAAAAGAGAUGAAAGAGAUUAAGGGAGAAAUUGAAGUAUUUAUUUUAUAAUUUUAUAUAGAAAGAUAAUUUAAGAAGUGGUUAAGAUAAAUAAUCAAAUAUAAAAUACAUUCCUAAAAAUGAAAAAUAAAAACAUAUAAAUUUGGAUAAACAAGAAGAUCACAAAUAAAAACAAGAAAUAAUAGGAUAAUGA
Molecule: messenger RNA, 217 nt
Organism: Paramecium primaurelia
Lineage: Eukaryota; Ciliophora; Oligohymenophorea; Peniculida; Parameciidae
Source: the annotation of a GenBank genome assembly